Molecule: messenger RNA, 1275 nt
Organism: Siniperca chuatsi (mandarin fish)
Lineage: Eukaryota; Metazoa; Chordata; Actinopteri; Centrarchiformes; Sinipercidae
Product: complement C1q subcomponent subunit A-like
Molecular function (GO): protein binding
Source: RefSeq, a predicted model, not a curated record
UUGCCAGAUGUUUAAAUGCCUGUCUGUCUGUCUGUGGACAGAUUUUGUCAACACAAUAGCGUCACGACUGUACAAGAUGCAGUCACAAAACUUUACAGCGAGUCUCUCUUCAGUCUAGGACAAAGUCUUGAUCUGUUCACCAAAAGAGGAAAUCCCGUCCUUUCAUCGCAGCUCCGAAUCUCUGCUGUGUUUUGGAUCAUGGGAGGUUAUUAUGGGCUGGCGGUUCUGGUGGGCGUGGCCUCGCUUCUGACGACCGGCCAAUGUGAUGUGAGCUGUAGUGGAACAGAUGGCCAUCCGGGACAGGCAGGAGCUCCGGGCAGAAAUGGAUGGCCUGGAGCAAAGGGAGAGAAAGGAGAACCAGCUGCGAGGGCCGAAGGUCCGGUGGAUGCAGGCGUCCUGCUGAUGCUGAAGGGGGAGAUUGGGAGUCGGGGCUUGCAGGCAAUGGGUCCUAAAGGUUACCGUGGAGAUCUGGGACCAGCAGGUCGCCCUGGAAACCCUGGUCGCCCCGGCGCCGAUGGGAAGAGCAUCGGCCAUGGACAACACGCCCUUCAGCAGGCCCAUUCAGCCUUCUCAGCGAUCAGGACUGAUCUCAGUUAUCCUCGCUACAACCAGCCAGUAACCUACCAGAAUACUGUGGUCAACAAACCUGGAGACUUUAACGCAGCCACGGGUCACUUCACCUGCAGAGUACCUGGUGUUUAUUACUUCACCUUCCACUCUGUGGCCAAGGUCAGCAUGUGUCUGUAUAUAGCCACUGAUGCUCCAUUCAACAAGCUGGGAUUCUGUGAUUACAACAGGAACGCUGAUCAGGUGCUGUCAGGUGGCGUGGUCUUACAGCUGGCAGCUCGACAGAAGGUUUGGCUCGAGUCCUUUAGAGACCAGCAGACCGACACUGAUGCACGAGACACCCGAGAAAAACAGAUCAUCUUCAGUGGCUUCCUGCUCUUCUGAAAUUCUGAAUAAAGUUCAGUCAUACACCCAAUAAUUUCACUACAGCAUGGAGUCAGUGCUGAAAACCUGAGACUGCACCCCUUUAUGAAUUUAACAUCUAAAAAUCUCUGAUUUCAGUUCACAUUUUUCAAAAGCUGAGGGGCAUUUUACCAUAACACAGUAUCACAGUUCAGUAAUAUUUGUGAAACGUUUGCAUGUGAACCCACAGGUAAAUUUGUUCACCUGAUCAUUUGCUUCAUAUUGACUCAUGUAAACCUUCUUUGAAUGUUGACUUUGUCUGUGAAUGUUAAACUAAAACAAAAUUAAAGUUCAUUACAGAGUGUG